This is a messenger RNA of Venustampulla echinocandica, 1392 nucleotides long. Its product is annotated as putative cytochrome P450. Gene Ontology annotation, molecular function: iron ion binding; monooxygenase activity; heme binding. NCBI's taxonomy places the organism in Eukaryota, Fungi, Ascomycota, Leotiomycetes, Helotiales, Pleuroascaceae. The transcript is spliced from 4 exons. The record is from RefSeq and is a predicted model, not a curated record. Bases 1 to 1392 code for a protein of 463 amino acids.
AUGGUCGUCCUGACAGACAAGCGACUCGUCAAGCAGCUUAUCGACAAAAAGUCGUCGAUCUAUAGCAGCCGACCAGCCUCAUACGUCGGGAAUGGCCUAAUCACCGGUGGCGACCAUCUGCUCGUGAUGGAUUACGGGAACACCUGGCGAGCGUUCCGGAAGGUCAUCCAUCAGCACUUCAUGGAGAGUAUGGUUGUAAAUCAUCAUACAAAGCUGGUGGAUGCUGAAGCGGUGCAAAUGCUGCGAGACUUUUUGAUUAUGCCGGGUAAGCAUAUGGACCACCCGAAGCGAUUCAGUAACUCUGUUGUUAUGAGCUUGUUGUUUGGUAUACGGACUCCAACUACAGAAACCCCACAUAUGACGAAAUUAUACGCCAUGAUGGAAAACUGGUCCAAAGUGAUGGAAACAGGGAAUACACCUCCAGUGGAUUUACUUCCAUUCCUUCAUUAUGUUCCCGAGAAACUGCUUGGAAAUUGGAAGUCCCGCGCUAAAAAUGUCAACAAGGAGAUGAACGAAUUAUACUCGCAGUAUCUUGACAUUACCAUUAAACGCCGGGAAGAAGGGAUUGACAAUGGGUCCUUCAUGGAUAAAGUUCUCGACCAGCGUGAUAAGUUGCAGUUCAAUCGACAUCAGCUGUAUUUCCUUGGUGGAGUCAUGAUGGAGGGUGGCAGUGACACUAGUUCCUCGGUCAUCAUUGCAUUUAUUCACGCCAUGACGAAAUGGCCAGAAGUGAUGAAGAAGGCACAGGCAGAAAUUGAUUCCGUAGUUGGAGAGGACCGUACUCCUGUCUGGGACGACUACGAGAAGCUGCCUUAUGUGGCCGCAACCGUAAAGGAGGCUAUGAGAUGGAGACCUGUUGUACCGUUGGCGUUCCCACACGCCGCCUCGGAAGAUGAUUGGAUUGACGGCAAGCUCAUCCCAAAAGGAACGACAGUUCUUAUUAAUGGAUGGGGCUUGCACCACGACGAAAAAUCCUUCAAGAACCCCGGGAUCUUCGACCCAGAUCACUAUAAAGGCGUCACAAAACUCGCUCCUGAGCUUGCAGCAUCUGCGGACUAUGAAGCACGGGAUCAUUAUGGCUACGGCUCAGGAAGGAGGUUAUGUCCCGGCAUCCAUCUUGCGGAGAGAAAUCUCUUCCUCGGUAUGGCGAAAUUACUUUGGGCUUUUAACUUCAAGCGUGGGAAGGGCGCAAAUGGUGAGGAGAUCGAGCCAGAUGUGGAUCCAGUGACGGCUUAUAGUGAAGGUUUUCUCGUUUGUGCUCACCCUUUUCCGUGUGAAAUCGAGAUCAGGAGCGAGAGUAGGAAGGACACUAUAUUUGACGAGUUUGCGAAGGCGGAGAAGGAAGUUUUCUGUUAUGGCACUCCUGGAGUAUCAAAAAUAAACAAAUCAUGA